Podarcis lilfordi (Lilford's wall lizard) is the source of this 363-nucleotide messenger RNA. Lineage: Eukaryota; Metazoa; Chordata; Lepidosauria; Squamata; Lacertidae. The record is from the annotation of a GenBank genome assembly.
AUGAGCCUCAGAUCCUGCUGGUGUCCUUGCUCAAAGUCUGUCACCCAGCGCAGUCCAUCCCUUGCUGGGAGUGCAGGCCUACUGUGCUGUAAGAGGCUGAAAGGCUUUUCGGUAGUAAGAUGCACAUUCCAAGGGACACCCACGAGGUCCAGAGAGGAAGAUCCAGAAGUGGGCCCAGGGGGCAUGGAUGCCAUGUGCCCCCAGCAGCCCCAGACUCUGUUUUCUUUCUAUUUCUAUUUUGAAAAAAGUAAGUCUCCAGUCCUCCUGGAAAUAAAGUUAAGCAGCAAGAUGUGCAGGUUCCCCUUCUACACACUGUCUGUAAGAAGAGCCAAUCUGGCUGCUUCUGCCUUUCAAGGUUUUUAG